GGUAGAUAGACGAAUGUGUGUAUACCUAUAGAAUGCGCGGGAAUUUCUCGAUUGCGACGUUAUCUUUUGGCGAUUCCGCAGACGCGUUUCCUUUUUGAGGAAAAGGAAAACAGUUGGGUUCGUAUCGAUCCAAUCCACGUCUGAGUUACAUAUCGCGCGGUCUAUUUUCGGUGGGUGACUUUAUCGCCUUAAAAAAUAAGUGGAGUGCCGUAUUUAAUAUCAAACGCGACAUAAGAAAAAAGGAAAAUGUCCCACACGGUAACGGUCACGAGGACCACAACAACAACCACCACAUCCGCUAUAAUCAUCAACACGGGCUAUUUAAAAUCGUGGCCCGGCCUUCUCAAACUAGCACAACUAAUUUUAGGUAUCGUGACGGUGGGAUUAGUCAGCUACUACUACCAAAGGUUCCAGAAUUUCACGCAGACCCCCGAGACCUUCUUCCUGUUGAUGGCGGUGACAUUCAUGCUCGGCACGUUUAUGUUGUUGGUGUCCUGCCUCAUUUCAAUUUCGACGUCAUCCAUUAUUUCGAAAACAAUUUACGAAGUUGUGUAUCACGGGUUUGCUUUCCUAUUGUUGCUGGCAGCCAGCUUGACGUUCGUGAUUGAAGUAAACCAUCGAAAGAGAUCUUAUUACAAUGAUUACGAGCCUUAUUUCGCAGCUGCUGUAAUUGGAUUAGUAAACGCCGGACUGUAUUUACUCAGCACCAUAUUCGCCAUGAGAAGUUACAGAGGACUCUAAGACGCCCUGUGGUCCCGCUUUUUUAUUUGGGAUGAUCUGACAAUUACGAAACAACGUCCAGUUAUUCAAGUACAUAUUGUUGUGUCCGGUAACCAUCGAUUUUUCAUACUUACCCUUCCAUAAUUUAUUUAUUUUUAACGAUAUUUACAUUUAAUUGAUAAUCGUCGUAUUUAAAUGUAUAUAAUUUAGUUUUGUUUGUAUUUUUUUAUUGUUUGUAUCGAAAUUUAAUAUGUUUCGCGUUUAUAAUAAAAAAUACGAGUGUACUUCAUCAGAACGAACAUUCAACAUUAUCUUUUACUGUCUGCCAGUUGUACUCGCCAUACUCGUAUACUAGCGAUUAUCUUCUAUAAGGUGCAUACUAUUAAUGUCUGCCAAUGAUUAAUAUAAAAAUAAGAAAGAAAUACUCAGUUAAUAAAACGUAUUUGUGGCUUUGGAAAGCAUUUUAAUGCGGUAGAUGUGUUUUAUAUUUUUUUAUGAUAUUCCAUGCCAACAUCUCUAAUAAUUGAAUGUAAUGUUUCUAUGUGCCUUUCUAUGCUAUGUAUAUUUUUUUAGCAAUGUAUCUUACAUAUAAAUGGAUUUGAUAUUCCGCAAUAAACUUGUUU
Molecule: messenger RNA, 1343 nt
Organism: Cylas formicarius (sweet potato weevil)
Lineage: Eukaryota; Metazoa; Arthropoda; Insecta; Coleoptera; Brentidae
Product: CKLF-like MARVEL transmembrane domain-containing protein 8
Exons: 5
Coding region: 247-741 (164 amino acids)
Cellular component (GO): membrane
Source: RefSeq, a predicted model, not a curated record